AGGCAGGUCGCUGGCGGAUGUAGCGAGGUGGGGUUCGCUGUUUGUUUCUUUGUGUUUUGUAGCGCUUAUUUUGGGGUUAGACGUCUUCCAGCUUACCUCAUCAUACACGCUUCUGGACUGGUAAUCGAAGAGGUGGGAAUGUAUCUCCUGUGCGAUGGACAGGGCCCGGCCGUCCAAUGACAGCGACUCUCGGCAGCAGCACGAGCGGCCGGCGCCGGCGCGCAUCAAGGACACGGCGCGCAAGGAGGCCGGCGCCAGCAGCAUCCCCGUGCGCCACGGCGGCCAGAACGGCGCCAUGAGCAAGCCGCGCUCCGCCAGCGGCCGCACGUCGGCCAAGGCGGCGCUCAAGGAGCCGCCCGACCCGGGGCCGUCGGCGGCCGUGCGCGCCCUCCGCGAGCGCACCGAGAUGGGCUCUAACAGCAGCCUGAACGCCGCCGGCGCGCCGGCCAAAAAGGACCGGCUGCGCUCGCGCAAAAGCACGACGCCGCAGCCGGAAUCGAAGAUGCGGCCGGCGCUCAAGAAACGCUCAUUCAGUGUGGAGGUGUCCGCGGGCGGCGGAAGCCAGAGACGUGCGUCGCCGCAUGAGCCUGUCAACGGCGACGGCGCGUCGGCCGGCGCUGGCCACAGUCACAGUCACAGCCACGUGCACAGCCACGGCGGGGGCGGGAGCGGUGGUGGGGGCGGCAAGACUCCUGUGCGUCUCUCUGCCGUGCGACACCGCGACCGUAACCGGCUCGACGGUGGCAAAGUGUCGUUCUCGCCGCAGAUCGAGUGGCUGGCGCCGGGCGAGGAGAUUGCCGAAAAGGCCGACACAGAGACGGUCAAAGAGUCGGCGCAGCCGGGUGCCGAGUCGCGCCGGCAGGCAGCCAGCAUGCGCAAACUCGAGGAGGAGAACGAGUCGCUGCGGCGCGCGAUCGAGAACUAUCGCGAGCGCGAGCGGUCGGCGCGUGGCAGUGUGGACGGACCGGGCGGCCGGCCGUCACCGGCGCAGACCACCGAGAGCCAGGACGGGCCCGAGGACCCUGAGGAGGACGAGGUCGAAAAGGCCGUGGAGGCGUCGCCCAACGGUCGCUUCCUCAAGUUCGACGAGGAGAUUGGCAGAGGCAGUUUCAAGACGGUCUACAAGGGUCUGGAUACGACGACGGGCGUGUUCGUGGCCUGGUGCGAGCUGCAGAUGAGCGGCAACCGACUGAGUAAGAAGGAGCGCGACCGGUUCCGGGAGGAGGCCGACCUGAUGAAGGGCCUCACGCACCCCAACAUCGUCCGCUUCUUCGAGUACUGGGAGGUGGACAAGAUCCGCCGCCGGUGCAUCGUGCUCGUCACCGAGCUCAUGACCUCCGGGACGCUCCGAACAUACCUGAAGAACUUUGGUCAGAAGAAGGUGUCUCCGAAGAUUAUCAGCUCGUGGUGCCGUCAGAUCCUGAAGGGCCUUCAGUUCCUGCACUCUCGAAACCCGCCCAUCAUUCACCGCGAUCUGAAGUGUGAUAACAUCUUCAUAUCGGGCACCACCGGCCAGGUCAAGGUCGGCGACCUCGGUCUGGCCACACUGAAGAACCGCUCGUUCGCCAAGUCGGUGAUAGGCACGCCCGAGUUCAUGGCGCCCGAGGUGUACGAGGAGCACUAUGACGAGGCCGUGGACGUGUACGCCUUCGGCAUGUGCAUGCUGGAGAUGGUGACGUCCGAGUACCCGUACUCCGAGUGUACCGGCCCGGCACAGAUCUACAAGAAGGUCAUCACGGGCAUCAAGCCGUCCAGCUUCGACAAGAUCGACGACUCCCAGAUGCGCGACAUUAUCGAGUGGUGCACGCGGCUCAACAAGACUGAGCGGCCCACUGUCAAACAGCUGCUGAACCACGAGUUUUUCGCCGAGGACUGCGGCAUGCGCCUGGACGUGGCCAACCGGGAGGAGAGCAUCAGCUCGGACGGCAGCGUGGUCGAGUUGCGACUCCGGGUGCUGGACGCCAAGAAGCGGCGCGACAAACACAAGGAGAACGAGGCCAUCCAGUUUAACUACAACCUCAACAAGGACAACCCGGAGGAGAUCGCCAAACACAUGGUGAUGUCCGGCAUCCUCACGGAGGAGGACGCCCGCUCUGUGGCCAAGCUGAUCAGUAACCAGAUCCAGAGUCUGCGCCGCGCCCGCGAGGAGAAGCGCCGCGAGCACGGCAGCGCUCCGGCCGGCAGCGCCGCGUCCGGACAGCCGGCCGGCUCCGCUCCGCCGGCCCAGCAGCAGCCAGCGCAGACAGCCGAGACUCAGCAGCAGCCCCAGCAGCAGCAGCAGCAGCAGCACCCCCAGCAACCACAGCAGCAGCUGCCGCACCCCGAGCAGCCGCCGCAGUCGGCGCAGCAGCAGCAGCCGCAGCACGCACACUCGCAGCAGUGUCCGCCCACGCAGCAGCUUCACCCGGAGCCGCUGCAGCAGGCGCACUCGCAGCCGCUCCCGGCCGCCCAGCUGCCGCCGGCGCAGCCGCAGCAGCAGCCGGCGGCGCCGCAGUCUCAGCAGCUGCCGCAGCCGCAGCAGCAGACCCAGCCGCCGCCGCCGCAGCCGGCGCCGCUGGUGCAGCACCAGGCGUCCCAGCCACCGCCGGCCGCGGCUCCCCUGGCGGCGGCCGCGGCCGACGAGAAGAGCGCCUCGGCGCCGCAGCUGCUGCAGGCCGGCGACGUGCCGCCCCGGACACAGCUCAACCCGGCCACAGCAGACGUUACGGCCGAGAGCUCGCAGCCGACCAGCGAGGGCGAGGCGGCGUCAGCUGCCGCCGAAAAGCGAGAGAAGCGCAAACCGUCGCGGCGGCGCAAAACGGGCGAGCGCCUGCCCCGCCUCACGGUGCUCGAGGUGAAGAGCAGCGACAACGGUCCGGUAGUCUCCUGUCUGCUGGAGACCAACCAGUCGCAGGCCAUCACCUUUAAGUUCGACCUGCGCGAGGCAGACGUCUCGGCCAUCUCUUACAAAAUGACGGAGGCACAUCUGCUGCCCAGGGACGACGCCCAGUACUUCGGCGAGCAGCUGCGCGCCAUCAUCCGCCAGCACCUGCUGCUCGAGUCGACGGGCAGCCUGGGCGCGCCGGCCGCCGCCGGCUCCCUCCACCGGCGCCAGCCCUCCUUCGACGACGAGCAGAGAGAGGAGCCGCCUGCGCGCCCGGCGGGUGGCGCCCGGCCGGCGCCCGCCGAGCCGCCCUGGCAGCCGCCGCCGGCCGCCGCGCCCGCUCCGGCCGCGCCGCCGGCGGCGGCGGCGGCGGCUGCGGUGCCGUACCUGUCGGUGCCGGGCGGCUCGUACCCGGUGCUGCUGCAGGGCGAGCACGGCCUGCAGAUCGUCUCGCUGACGCCGCAGCAGCUGACGGCACUGCUGCAGCACUCGGCCGCCGCGGCUGCCGCCUACCCGGCCGAGACGGCCCAGGUGGGGGACCCGCACCGGCCGCACCCGCUCCCGCAGUCCCACCCGGUCCACCCGGCGUCCUUCUCGGCCCACCCGGCGGCGCCGGCCGCCGAGCCGCUGCACCCGGCCGGCAGCGCGGCGCACCCCUCGUACGCCGCCCAGUUGUCGGCGCCAGCGCACCUGGCCGGCCACUCGCACCCCGCUCCGACCUCCUCCGCCGGCCCGUUCCACCCGCCGGCCGCCACCUCUGCCGCGCCCCAGCCGGCGGCGCCGGCCCUGGCGGCCUCCCUGCCCUCUGUCCACCAGCUGGCCGUGUCCGGCUCUGCCCCGGCCUCUGGCCCGGCAUCCGUUUCCGGCAUAGCACAUAUCCCGGCUCCCGCGGGCGCCUCUGCACCCAUGGGCGUCCCGGCGCCGGGCGCGCCGCUGUCGGGCCCUCCGCAGAUGCCGGCGCCGGUGUCGGUGGCUCUGGGCUCGGCGGCCGCUCAGCUGGCGGCUCCCGGCCUCUCGCUGGAGGCGUUCCCGCCGCUGCCGCCGCUGGCCACGGCCACCGUGCGGCCGCCGCCGCUGGCAGCGCCGACUCUGCCGCCCGGCCACCUGCCGCAGCCGGCAGCGGCGCCCGGCCUUCCGGCGCAGCCGGGCCACUACCCUGAGCCGUCUGCCUGGCCGGCUCACCACCCGCCGCCCGUCUCCCAGCCGCUGGUGUCACAGCCUGCAGCGUCCCUCCCUCCGACGUUCCAGCCGGCAGUGUCCGCGGCUGCCGUGUCACACGCGCCGGUACCCCAGACCCCGGCGUCCCAGCCUCCGACCUCUCACCCGUCCGUGUCCCAGGCUCCGGCCUCCAGACCGGUGGUGUCCAAACCGCCCGUGUCCCAGACGCAUAAACCCAGACCGCCGGCUUCCAAAGCCUCAGGUUCCGGACACCCAGUGUCCCAAGCUGCGGGUGCCAGGCCGGCAGUAUCCCAGGCCCCGGCGUCCCAGCCGCAGGCUCCGCCGCCCGGCUCGUCCCACCAGCCGGCGGUGUCCCAGCAGGUUCCCAUGUCCCAGCCGGCGGUGUCCGUCAGUCAGCCGGCGGUGUCCUACCAACCGGCCGCUGCGUCCCACCCGGCUCCCAGCGCCCACCAGCCGCCCACCUCCUACUACACGGUGGCCUCGCAGCAGCCGACGGUCCUCUACCAGCCGGCCACCGCCCAGCCGGCGGCCGCGCUGCACCCGACACCGUCGCAGCCGCCGGCCGCGCUGCACCACACCGUGUCCAAUCCGGCAUUAUCUCUGUACCAGGCCGUGCCACAACCGCCGGCCUCUCUCCAGCAAACCAUGUCCCAGCCGGCAGUGUCUCUGUACCAGGGCGUGCCCCACCCGCCGGUAUCCAUCCAACAGAUUCUAUCCCAGCCGACAGUAUCUCUUGUCCAGACCGGGCUCCAGCCGCCAGCGUCUCUCCACCAGUCUUUGUCCCAGCCAGCAGUGUCUAUUCUGCAGACCGUAUCCCAGCCAGCCCCGCACUACCAGACCCCGUCCCAGCCGCUCCCCGUCCAGCCGCCACCAGUGUCGGGUCCUGCCAGCGUCCCCCCGCCGGUGUCCGCGGUCCUGCCGGCCGCCUUGCAGCCGCCGGCGUCGACUCUGUCCAGCGCCGUCCAGCAGCCGCCGCAGCCGCAGCAGCCAGCGUCCGUCUACAGCGCCGCCGCCGCGAGUGUUGUGACGCCGGCGGCCGCCCCCGCCCCCGCCGCGGCCGAGGCGCCCAAGAGGCUGUCCCGGUUCGUGGUCAGCUCUGUGGCGCAGACGGCGGCGCCUACCAGCCCCGUGUCCACGCCGCACUCGCCCAGCGCCGAGACUCAGCCGUCUGCGUCUGCGGUGUUCACGGCGGCCGGCCUGUCGGAGGCUGCCGUCAGCGCCGCGCCGCCCGCCGCGCCGGCGCCCGUGGUGGCCGGCCGGUUCUCCAUCACGGUGGCGUCGUCGGGCGCGCCGGCCGCGGCCGUCACACAGACGGUGGGCGUGACGCGGGCGCCCAUCAGCCACCCGGCGCCGGCGGCCGAGGCGCAGACCGUCCCCGCGGCCGCGCCGGUCCCGACGGCAGCGGCCGGGGCGCAGACUGCCGCGGUCCCGACGGCCGCGGCCGCGGCGCCCACCCCCAGCGCCGCGCUCGACGAGCUGACGGUGGCCGGCGCGUCCCCGGAGCUGUCCUUCUCGCCGCAGAACACUGAGCAUAGUGGUGUGGGGAACCUGGAGGAGCUCCGGAAGCAGCUGGUGCGCCUGACGGCCGCCUCGGAGGGCUCGUUCGAGGCCGCCUCGCAGCCGUCGACGCCCGUGUUCUCUGCCGUGCCGGCGGCCGAUGUGGCCGCCGAGGUGAACCGCCGGCUGGCCAGCAUCACGGCCGCGCAGACGGACUCGCUGGCUCCCUCCGGCUCCGGCUCCGGCUCCGGCGGCUCCCGCGGCGGCUCCCUGCGCCCGUGGAGCUGGCACUGCGACGACCCCGCCGCCGCCGCCGCCGCUGCCGCCGGCGGGGGCGGGGUAGGGGGCGUGGCCCCGUCCCCGCCGGCGGUGCUGCUGUUCGCGCCGCCCGCACCGGUCCCCCUCGCUGCGGGGUCCGCAGCGAGAGCCGGCGACCCGGACCCGGCGGCCGCCAGGGCCGCCCCGGAGAGCUCCGGCGCCCAGCAGCUCAUCUCCGUACAGCCGUCGUCCGUGCUGGACGUGCCUCGCUCGCCUAGCGUGCUUGUGACGCCGCCCACUCCGCGGCGCGUGGUCGUCCAGAGCACCUCGGACGUCUCGCGCUCUGCGAGCAGCUCCGAGACCACGGAGCGGGGCAGGAAGGCCACGCCGCUGCUGCUGGCAGACCUGGACAAGGAGCUGCAGAAGCUGCACAGCGGCAAAAACCAGCUGCCAGCGGAUGAAAAUUUGCACCACGUGGCGUCGACGCCGAUGCUGUCGACGCACGACGAGGCGACGCAGUCUGAGAACGGCGUCAUCUCGCAGUGGGAGACGGUGGGCCCAAUCGACACGACGCACACGCAGCCCAUCCAGAGCGUCUGCUUCCACACCGGCAGCGGCGCCAGCACACCGUCCACGGACCCGGGCACGCCGGUGCGGAAGGGCCGGUUCGCCAUCACCGUCAGCCGCCAGGCGGCGCCGUCGCCCCCGCCGCCGGCCGCGGCCGCCGCCGCGCCGCCCUCUCCGGCCGCCGAGCCGCUCGACGUCGAGACGUCGGCCAUCUUCAUCGAGCUGCUGGCCAAGCAGCGGCUGGACAUGGAGGAGCUGCAGCGGCAGCAGGUGGCCGAGCGCGAGCGGCUGCGGCACGAGCUGCUGGAGCGGCUGCGGCACGAGCAGGCGGCCGCCGCGCACCAGCCGCCGCCGCCGCCCGACGGCUGAGUCGCCGCCGGACGCGCACUGCACACUAGUUCUGUUUGUUUUCUAUCUCAGGGUAUUGUGGAACUUGUUAGUGUGGGCUGCGCCGGGCUCGGCCGUCGUCCGCCGCGCCUUGUUACAGGUAGAUAGUUUCCAACCACUUAACUAUCGUGCUUUCAUUGUUUUCGCGCUCGGCCUGGUCGGGCGCCGGGACGGCUCGCUCUCGACUCGCUGGCGGGCCCAUUUUACCGGGGAGACGCGCGGCGGCUCGGCGCACGCACGCGCAGUAUAUCAUUGUUGGCUGGGCGGCCCGAGGCUGAGCGGCUGGCGGAGGACGUUUUAUACACACACACACACGCACCCGCCCGCCCGCGGUGGGAGGGUGGCCGGCUGCGGGCCGAUUUGUACGGCGGGCCGGCGCCGCUGUGAUGACCGGCCGGCGGAGGCAAUUUCAGACCAGCCGCCGCCGGCCCGACCGCGGCACUUGGUGCGACUUGUGCGUGUGUGAGAGAGAGAGAUCAACUAAUUGCGUAUAUGAUUUCUUCGAGCUGUGUAUCCAAUUGCCAUAUAUGGAGACGAUAUGAACGAAUACAAUAUCCUAGGUAUGGAGCGUC
This is a messenger RNA of Amphibalanus amphitrite, 7323 nucleotides long. Its product is annotated as serine/threonine-protein kinase WNK4-like. NCBI's taxonomy places the organism in Eukaryota, Metazoa, Arthropoda, Thecostraca, Balanomorpha, Balanidae. The transcript is spliced from 22 exons. Gene Ontology annotation, biological process: intracellular signal transduction; negative regulation of sodium ion transport; positive regulation of sodium ion transmembrane transporter activity. The coding region runs from base 155 to 6733 and encodes 2192 amino acids. Gene Ontology annotation, molecular function: potassium channel inhibitor activity; protein serine/threonine kinase activity; ATP binding. Gene Ontology annotation, cellular component: cytoplasm. The record is from RefSeq and is a predicted model, not a curated record.